UGCACAUAAAUACUGCUUAUUUGCCACACAGAACGUGCUUGUUUUGGCUUAUCGUGGAGCAUUCUGAAUAAGAAGGCUUCUUUAAUGUUAAUAUUUUUACAAAAAGAUUGACGUGCGAACGCAGCUUAACUUCCUCCCUGCGCAGCAUUGAGGUUCACUCUGCGUCCAACAACGGAGGUCGUUAGUUGGAAUUUAGAAUUUUCAUUAAGAUGAAGACUAGAUUAAUGAUUUCAAAAUUUUUACUGGUCCUGUCGUGGUCGAGAUAUUUUUCCAGCGUUAGAACAGCUCCAAUCUCCGAUUUAACAACAGAUUUUAAAUUUUGGAAUGACACUGAUACCUGGGUCAAAGACACUGUUGAACCCGUGGAAUACUUUCCCAAAGACGAAGGCUUCAUUGAGAUGCCCAAAGAGGCAAGCAUCGUCACCACGACGAAACCUACAACGACGACGACGACCACUACUACCACUACUACUACAACCACCACAACUCCUACUGACUACUCAAAUCUCAGUGGUGUAGUAGGACGGAAAUUACUCAGUUUUACGCUCCAAGAGGAUUUUGGGGAAAGCAAUUUGCCCAUCGUGAGAAGAAAGCGCGGCAUUCCUGCUUCGCGCCGAGGCAGAGCAGCAUAUAGCCAAACUGCAUUUUCGGCUGCACACGACAGAUCUGAUUAUUCUUCUUCAGAAGAAAAAGAAGAGGUAAAAAAUGAAGCAACAACCAAAAAGCCAAAUCAGCAAAGGACGGCCAAAAAACUUACAACGAUGAUGACACCAGCACCAACUCUCCUGAGUAAAACAACAGUGACGACGCAGAUCACGAAAAAAACACUCGCAAAUCAAAAUCAAAAACCUACAACCACCUCAAUACCAGUCACAACGACAGCAAUGCCGACAACGACAGCAAAACCGACAACGACAGCAAAAACGACAACGACAACAACCAAAAUGCCGCAACCUACUAAACCAAGUCAGACAACAACCUCAACUACCGAAAAAACCCAUCCUCCUCACCCCACUUCCCCCUUUCACCCAACAAAACCAGCAAAGCCUUGUAAAACCCCGAAAAAGACAAAAAGUGAAAAAUCUUCAUCCAGAGAGGUGAUUGGAGUGGGCAGUGACGAAGGGUCAAGUGAAGAAGAAGAGUGUUCAGAGGAUGGUAACCUUGUAACGACACCAGCACCAACCACAACAAAAGCGACAACGACAGCAACACCGACAACGACAGCAAAACCGACAACGACAGCAAUGCCGACAACGACAGCAAAACCGACAACGACAGCAAAACCGACAACGACAGCAAAACCGACAACGACAACAAUGCCGACAACGACAGCAAUGCCGACAACGACAGAAAAAACGACAACGACAACAACCAAAAUGCCGCAACCUACUAAACCAAGUCAGACAACAACCUCAACUACCGAAAAACCUCAUCCCACUCACCCCGUUCACCCAACAAAACCUACGAAGCCUUGUAAAAACCCUAAAAAGACUCGAAGCAAGAAAUCUUCAUCCAAAGAGGUGAUUGGAGAGGGAAGUGACGAAGAGUCAAGUGAAGAAGAAGAGUGUUCAGAGGAUGGUAACCUCGUAACGACACCAGCACCAACCACAACGAAAGCGACAACAACCAAAAUGCCGCAACCUACGAAACCAAGUCAGACAACAACCUCAACGACCGUAAAACCCCAUCCCACUCACCCUAUUCACCCAACAAAACCUACAAAGCCCUGUAAAAACCCGAAAAAAAUAAUUGGAAGCAGUGCUGAGAAUUCAUCCGAGGAGGGAGGUGGAGAAGGUAGUGGCCUCGGGUCAAGUGAAGAAGAUUGCUCAGAUGAGAAUGAUGAUAUGGAAACACUCCCGUUGAUUCCUGAAGACUUUUGAUAUUGCAAAAAAAACAGUUUGUUGGCUUUAAUGAAUUAAUAAAUCUCUGUUA
Messenger RNA from Cloeon dipterum, 1932 nucleotides. RefSeq names its product mucin-2-like. The record is from RefSeq and is a predicted model, not a curated record. The coding region runs from base 210 to 1880 and encodes 556 amino acids. NCBI's taxonomy places the organism in Eukaryota, Metazoa, Arthropoda, Insecta, Ephemeroptera, Baetidae. The transcript has 4 exons.